This is a messenger RNA of Serpula lacrymans var. lacrymans S7.9, 870 nucleotides long. RefSeq lists its product as uncharacterized. The transcript has a single exon. Bases 440 to 652 code for a protein of 70 amino acids. The record is from RefSeq and is a predicted model, not a curated record. Lineage: Eukaryota; Fungi; Basidiomycota; Agaricomycetes; Boletales; Serpulaceae.
AGGAUAAGACGCCCGUCUACCGUACCAUUGGACAGUUUUAUCAAAAUAAUAUAACGCGACGGUGAAAAAAAGGCAAUUUGAAUGGGCAGCUAUAAAUGCGAAGUAAGCCGCAUUUGGAAGGGCGUACCAAUACAUAGAUAAAAAAGCAGCCACCAGGGCAAUGUGGACCUCACGAUGCGGCGUAUAAACAGGCCAUAGCCACGAAUAUGACAUAAUGAAGAUAUCCCGAGCAACGACAGAACGCGGGAAUCGUCGGAGUGCGACCACUUCGUUCUUUGAUACUCCACACUGCACAUAUCGCUCGUAAAUAGAUCCACAGAGUAAAUACUGUGCUGGGCGUAGAAGUGAAGGAGAGCCCGACGUAAAGGCUCGGAGAAAGGGUAAUGCCUGCUUGAGCCAGAGUAAAGGUGCUGCUAUACCCUCAACGGAGAUUCACUGCAUGUCUGUGGCCUCGUUUAUCAGAAGAUUUCUGAUGGAAGCGCUGGGGGAGGCCGUGCACGUAUAUGACCUUAAGGAUGGUGCGACCUGUCCGCGUAUGACAAUAAAAAUGCGCAAGUGUUUGAAGGGUCUGGGAACGAGGACGGCUUCAUUCAAGGGCAUUCAAGUUGGCAAGUCAUAUGAAGAUGCCUUGAUUAGUAUCGGUUCGCCAUGAGGAAAAUGAGUAAACAACGUUCACUCGGGAAAGAAUACUUCGGCACCUGAUGGGGUGGUAGCGGAGAGCAUGACAUAGCAUCGUUCCAACAGAACGGAAACUACCUGGCGUGUGGGUUUGAAAUGUCGGGUAAGAACAUGGGGAAAAUCCAAGUUAACAGCACACUACACAGGAGAACGUGCAGACCUGCAUUGAUAAACACACGUACUCCUCGUAGC